AUGGCGGACCGCAAGAAGAGAGAUCGCUACGCAGCGGGAACAGGAUACCAAUUCGGCGCGAAUACACAAGAGGCCGCCCAAGGAGCAGGAGUCCCCCCACCAGUAGUACCUGGUUAUGGAGCUCCAGCGCCCUCAUACGGUGCACCAUCACCUGCUUAUGGCGCUCCCUCUCCUGGAUUUGGCGCCCCCGCCCCCGGCUACGGAGCGCCAGCCCAGGGCUAUGGACAGCCUAUGCCUCAAGAUCCGAAUGCUCUCAACCAGCAGUUCGGGCAGAUGAACAUAGGCCAGGGACAAGCAGCCCCUCAAGUUCAGCAGCCCGCCGCAGCUACUCAGCAGAACCAACUGUUCCCCUCAGACCUCAUCGCGCAGCCCUUCCACGUCUCGGAACUAUACAACCCUCCUCCUCCGAUCAACCUGCCCUCCAACGCCGCAGCCACCCCCUCCGAGUUCGCGAACGAGUCGAGUAAAUACCUGCGAUGUACGCUCAACACCAUCCCUACCAACCACUCGCUGCUCAAGAAGAGCAAACUUCCAUUCGCGCUCAUCAUAAGCCCGUAUGCUAGUUUGCACGACUCGGAGGACCCUGUGCCAGUAGUACACGACCAGGUCAUUAGCCGUUGUCGACGAUGCCGCGCCUACAUUAAUCCGUUUGUCUCGUUCCUAGACCAUGGGCACAGGUGGAGGUGCAACAUGUGCAACCUGACCAACGAUGUCCCCCAAGCAUUCGAUUGGGAUGCAGCACAGCAGAAGAGCGUCGACCGCUGGCAGAGACCCGAGCUGAACUACGCAGUGACCGAGUUCGUUGCACCCCAGGAAUACAUGGUCCGCCCUCCACAGCCUCUGUGCUACUACAUUCUCCUGGACUGUACCCAGGGAGCAGUGAACAGCGGACUUCUCGCUGUCGUCUCCAGAGUCAUCAAGGAGUCCCUCGGCCGGAUACCAAAUGCAGACGGCCGGACACGCAUCGGAUUCAUGGCCGUCGACAAUGGGCUACAUUUCUUUGGUAUCCCUCCAGACAACAGCGAAUCUAAUGAACCCCAACAACUCGUGGUUUCCGAUCUAGAUGAGCCCUACCUUCCCAUGCCCUCGGACCUUCUAGUCAGCCUCAGCCAAUGCCGCAACAACAUCGAGACCUUCCUUGACCGCCUUCCGACCAUGUUCCAGAACACUCACGUCCCUGGAUUUGCGCUAGGCUCAGCUCUCCGAUCCGCACAUAAGCUCAUUUCCCCGCUUGGUGGAAAGUUGACCGUCAUUGCCGCGUCGCUGCCCAAUGUUGGCCAUGCAGCAUUGAGCCCCCGAGAAGACAAAUCAUUAUUGGGAACCGGCAAAGAAGGCAGUUUGUUGCAGCCUGCAAACAACUGGUACAAGUCGUUCGCCGUAGAAUGCUCCAAGAACCAGGUUUCAGUGGACAUGUUCCUGUUCUCCUCACAGUACCAGGAUGUCGCAACGCUAAGCAACCUUCCGCGAUUCACCGCCGGUCAGACAUACUUUUACCCAGGAUGGAAUGCUGCAAGACAAGAGGAUGUUGUCAAGAUUGCAACUGAGUUGGCAGACUACUUAUCUGCUGAGAUUGGUCUAGAGGCUGUGCUCCGUGUACGUGCUACCACCGGGUUGAGAAUGUCCGCAUUCUACGGAAACUUCUUCAACCGCUCGUCUGAUCUCUGUGCCUUCCCGGCAUACCCCAGAGACCAAGCUGUUGUAAUCGAAGUCGCUAUUGACGAGACAAUCUCCAAGCCAUUCGCCUGUCUACAGGCUGCUGUGCUCCAUACUACUUCAAGUGGCCAGCGUCGUAUCAGAGUUUUGACUCUUGCGGUGCCAACAACUGAGAGUCUAGCAUCGGUCUACGCUUCAGCAGACGCACAAGCGAUCACCACCUAUUUCAGUCAUAAGGCGGUUGAGCGAGCAUUAUCGAGUGGUCUUGAUGCGGCGCGAGACGCAUUGCAGGCCAAGGUCAUUGAGAUUCUGUCAACCUACAGGAAGGAGUUGGCAGGUGGAAGUAUGGGCGGUGGUGGUCUGCAGCUACCACAAAACCUGCGCGCUCUCCCCAUAUUGUUCCUUGGUCUUAUUAAGAACGUUGGUCUUCGUAAGAGCGCUCAGAUUCCAAGCGAUCUUCGAUCAGCUGCUCUCGAUCUCCUUUCUACACUGCCACUGCGACUGCUUACGCAGUACAUUUACCCAUCUUUCUACUCUCUUCACGACAUGCCUGAUGACGCUGGUGUACCAGAGCCUACUACUGGUCAGAUUACAAUGCCACCCGCAUUGAACCUCUCUAGUGCAGCUAUCGUCCCGUAUGGCUUGUACCUCCUGGACGACGGUGUCAACCAAUUCUUAUGGAUCGGCCGCGAUGCUGUUCCAGCACUCCUGAACGAUGUGUUUGGCGUCGAAGACCGUACACAACUGAAGCAGGGCAAGGCUUCAUUGCCUCUCCUUGACAAUGAAUACUCGGAGCGAGUCCGAGCUGUUGUGGAGAAGUCAAGGGAUCACAAGUCGAAGGGCGUGGGUUCUAUCACUCUGCCUACCCUGUAUAUCAUCAAGGAAGAUGGCGACCCAAGCCUCAAGCUAUGGGCGCAAACACUACUUGUCGAAGACCGGGCAGACCAAGGAGAGAGUAUCGUUCAGUGGAUCAGCAAACUCCGGGAAAAGGUAUACCAAUGA
Alternaria arborescens is the source of this 2655-nucleotide messenger RNA. Its product is annotated as Protein transport protein. Lineage: Eukaryota; Fungi; Ascomycota; Dothideomycetes; Pleosporales; Pleosporaceae. The record is from RefSeq and is a predicted model, not a curated record. The transcript has 4 exons. Gene Ontology annotation, biological process: COPII-coated vesicle cargo loading; intracellular protein transport; endoplasmic reticulum to Golgi vesicle-mediated transport. Gene Ontology annotation, cellular component: COPII vesicle coat; endoplasmic reticulum exit site. Bases 1 to 2655 code for a protein of 884 amino acids. Gene Ontology annotation, molecular function: zinc ion binding; SNARE binding.